Messenger RNA from Pantherophis guttatus, 2128 nucleotides. It is a transcript of the gene HYKK, whose product is annotated as hydroxylysine kinase. NCBI's taxonomy places the organism in Eukaryota, Metazoa, Chordata, Lepidosauria, Squamata, Colubridae. The record is from RefSeq and is a predicted model, not a curated record. Gene Ontology annotation, molecular function: amino acid kinase activity.
CAGAUGUCCACGCGGGCUGUGGGUUUGCAGGUCGGGAUUUUUCCCGAUCCGUGAAUGCAAUUGGAUUUAUUUAGGAUUAUUUUAUUCCUAGCUGGCACUGUGCAUCCGGCUGCUGUACUGCUCCACCUGGCAAGAAAAUACUGCAUUCUGCUUUCGUUUAGGUUGCGCGCACGCGUGGAAAACAUUUCAGCAGGUCCCCGCGGACUUUGACAAAGGAACAACCCUUUCCUUGCACAACUGGCUUACGGUGGAGACGUUUAAACACCUAUAUUGCCCAGAUGCACCAUGUCUUCUGGAGACCAGCAGCCGCCACCGCAGCAGCAGCAGCAGGAGGGUCACCCCCUGAUUAAGCCAACAUUCACCGAAAAGCAAGCCGCCGAACUGGUCCAAAGGAUAUUUGGACUGGAAGUCUCCCAGCUCAGACCGCUGCCCAGCUAUGACGAUCAGAAUUUCCACGUGAGCGCCGCUUCGUUCCCAGGGAAAGGAGAAAGCGCUGGGGACUUUGUCCUCAAGAUUAUAAACGCUGAAGAUAGCCAGAAUUCAGAUCUGGUCGAGGUUCAGACCCAGAUCAUGAUGUUUCUGAAUGGCGAGGGUUUUCCUGUGGCCAUGCCCCGUCUCACACGGGAUGGCAAGGUGUUGUUUCUGGAAACAGUCGAUAUUGGAUCCUUCACCCAGAAGUUUGUGGUGAGGUUGUUGAGCUACUUGCCUGGAAAAACUGUCGCCACCCUCCCCGUGACUCCGCCAAUUCUCUACGACAUUGGGCAGAUGGCAGCCAAGCUCGAUAAAACGCUGGCAGAGAAAUUCCAGCAUCCGUUGUUAAAAAGCUUACACAGGGGUGAAUUUAUCUGGAAUCUGAGAAAUGUUCCUCUUCUUAAAAAAUACCUGUAUGCUCUUGGCAAGAGCGAAUAUCUGGACGCAGUGAAACAUGUGAUUGAGCAGUUCCAAGUUAACGUCAUUCCAAAACUGAGCUCUUUUCAAUCCUGCAUCAAUCACGGGGACUUGAACGACCACAAUAUUCUACUUGACGUGGUUUCCGCAUCCUCUCCAAAUCCACAGUACAGAAUCUCUGGGAUUUUGGAUUUCAGCGACAUGAGUUACGGCUACUACGUCUUCGAAGUCGCCAUCGCCAUCAUGUACAUGAUGAUCGAAAGCAAAGACCCUCUCUCGGUGGGCGGCCACAUCCUGGCUGGGUUUGAAAGCGUGGUUCCUUUGACCCCAAAAGAGCGAGACGCCCUGUUUCUCCUGGUGUGUGGGAGGUACGCCCAGUCGCUGGUGGUUGCCGCUCACACCACCCUCCUGCACCCCGAGAACGAAGAAUAUUUAAUGAUCACAGCCAAAACGGGGUGGAAGCAUUUGAUGAUGCUGGUCGAGAUGGGCCAAGAGACGGUUGAACAAAUCUGGUUUCAGACAGCAGAAUCCUAUCGGAAAUGAACACCAUUAAUCGAUAUUAACAAGGUGGAAUUAGGGGAAGUCAGCACAAAAUUUAAAAAACAACAACAUACAACUGGGAAAGUUUAUGUUGCUACUGAAGAACUGUUUUCGGGCCCAAUCCAGUUAUACAUGUAAAAUGCGGUUUUGUUUUAUUUUGUUUUGUUUUAUUUUGAGAGAAAGAAAAUAUCAAUUUGUUUUUGCGUUCAGAUGUUCAGCUGGGGGAUUGGCAGCAAGAACUAAUCUUCCUACAGAAUGGAAACUUGUUGAUAAUCUUCAUUAGCACAUUCCGCACAUUUUUUUUGGAAUAAAGCGACGUUUCUUCGUAGUUUUUGUCAAGAGGGUUGGUGUGAAGUCCUCUCAGCUUUUGCCCCUGUCUGGUGUGUAGAGAAUCCAUACAAAAUGUUCGUAAAUCUUCCCUUGAACCUUCAGUAAGGUGGUUUUAUUAACCUUUGUACAUCUCUGCAUAGCACAAAAGCCUCAUGUGCCUUAUAACAUUUGACAACGAUUUUAAACAUGGGAAAUCCAAGGCUAAUAGGCUACGUUGUGAAACUUUAUUUGACUCCUCCUUUGGAAAACACCACAACAACAGACUUACAAUGCCCGGAGCAUUAGAAACCCCAUUGAGGCUUAGUUCCUCUGCCAGUCCAACAAUAAAGACCAAAUUGCUGCUGGAUUUCAAUAAAAUAUAUAGAUAAGA